This is a messenger RNA of Dictyostelium purpureum, 4932 nucleotides long. RefSeq lists its product as uncharacterized. The record is from RefSeq and is a predicted model, not a curated record. The coding region runs from base 1 to 4911 and encodes 1636 amino acids. The transcript has a single exon. NCBI's taxonomy places the organism in Eukaryota, Evosea, Eumycetozoa, Dictyosteliales, Dictyosteliaceae.
AUGGAUGUCUAUGAUGAAAGUUAUGAAGCUCUUACAUUUUAUUUAUCUAAAUAUGUAGAUAUACCCCAUUAUUAUGAAACUCAGUUAGAGUUAAAACAAAUGAUAAAGGAUGAAGAUAAAUCGGAUGAGCUUAAACGAAUACUAUUACUUGUAAAAUCACCUCAAGAAUCAAUAUAUAGCGAUGAAAACAACCAAAAUAGAUUUCUUUGCAAUCCAACUAAAGAUCACAAUAUUUUUAAACCCAUAGAUUUAAUAAUAAAAGAAAUUAAUAAAUAUGUAUCAAUAAUAAAAGAGAGUCAAAACUAUAAAAAUAUCAAUUUUAAAAAGUUAGAGGACCUUUGUAAUAAACAUGCCAUAUAUCUAGAAAAUUUCAAAACUAAAUUAUCAGAAAAAGUUUUAAAUUCAAAACCAUCACAAAACGAGCCAGCUGAUAUAAUUAAUUUAAAAAAGCCGAUUAUAUUCAUCGAUCAAGAAUUAAAAUAUAAGCAAACUCUAUGUCUACAAACAGCUUACAACUUGGCCUCAUAUAACAUAGAAGAGAAAAGACAUGUAUAUAAUAAUGUAAAUGGAAGCAGUUGUGGUACCAUAUUAAAUGAUGAAAUCUAUUUAAAAAUUGACACAUCUGAUGCAUUAUUAAAUCCCUCAAAAGAGUUUGCUAUAUAUCAUCUAAAUAAACUUCUUUUUCCACAUAAAUUACUUACAUCACCAACUCAACUAUUCAUGUUAGAUAAACUAAAAAUUGUUACGCCAGAUACCAGAUCAUCAUCAACCAUGAUAGAUGUUUCAAAAAAAAAAGAACAACUAGAAAAAUCCACAAUAGCAGAGCUUAUCGGAAUUUUACCACCAAUUCAUAAAAGCAUAGAUGACUCUUUAGUUGAAACCCGUUUUUUUAUUCAAGCAUCACUAUUACAAAAAGGAAAAACAUUAAACGAAUAUUUAGAAAACUCUGGAGAUAAUGAUAAAUAUGACGAUUUAAAUUUAGAAAGCUUCAGUUCUCAAGUUAUUUCAAGUUUUUUAAGUAUACAUACAGACUAUAAACCAGACAAUAUGAUUAUUAAAGAGGGUACAAAUGAUAUUGUAUGUAUUGACAACGACCAUUCAUUAAAACAAAAUGAAAUCCUGCUAUUAAAAUCUUAUUCAGACGAUAUUGCCACUAUUGACGAUAAUACAUUAGAAGUAAACCUAGCCGAGAUAUCAGAAGCGGUCCCAUCCAUAAAGAAUAUAUUAUUUACAAUAAAACCUCUAAUGAUAAAACCAAUUCAUAAGAACACUGUUUCUCAAAUUAUCGAACUUUCACCACCUAUAAUCCUUUUAAAAUGGCUAUUAAAAAUCCACCAUCAAAACUCAGUUUACAGCUCAAUGAUUUCAUUAUUAAUUAACCCAAAAGAUGAUACACCAGAAGAAAAGAAAAAAUACAUUCAAAAUGCAGAAGGAGAAUUACAAGUACCUUUACAAUUUAAUAGUGGUUGGGUUCAAUUAAUGUACCAACGAUUUAAAUUAAUUAAAGAGUGUUUACUAUCGAACAAACAAAUGACCCAUCAAGAAUUGUUUGAAGCUGUCCAUCCAUUUACAAGUAUAUACUACACGUUAUUAUCCAAAGAUGAAAUGAAACCAAUAAAACAAAUAGAAAUAGUUUAUAGUUCAGAAUCCAUUCAAUCACUGUUUUUAAAAAAUAAAAAAAACUCCAAAACAAGUAAAGAAGAAAUACAGAAGCUCAUUAAAGAAUCAACAUAUUUAAAAGAGAAACCUAUUUCAAUUCUAAAUACAAUUCGAGAACUUAUUGAAAAUAUGGAAUUUAACGAUUUAAUAGAAUGUUCAUUUUUAAGUGACAGUAAAUGUGGCUCCCUUUGUAACAAAAACUGUAAAACAAGUAAAAACUUUCUUGAAUGGUUCGAAAAUAUUUAUUCAGUAUUUACAAGUGAUAAAGAUAAAGUUAAUUUUCAUAAAUCAUUUUUCAAGAACAGGGAAGUUUUAAUAAGACUAAUGAGGUAUGGUGCAUCAGCAAAUAUCAUCAAAAAUACAAUUGGUUUUUUAGAAAUUUCAAUCAAUAAUGAAAAUUACAUUUCCUUAAUAAAUGACAGUGAAAUAUUAAAAGAGUAUCCUGAUUGUUGGCCCACCAUCAAAUUCAUAAUCGAGAAUUAUAAAUUAGACUUGGAAGUACUUGACCUAGAUAAAGGUAUUACCUUAUUCGACUAUACAGCAAAAUAUAAUAACCUGAAUGUUUUAAUAAAUCUGAUUAAAAAAGGUGCAGGAAAAAAAGCAAAUGAGACAAUCAUUAGUUUAUUUUACCAAAACCUCUCACAUAAACAAAAGGUAGUUUUAAGACCUUAUUUAGAACAACUAUAUUCAACCAAUCCACUUAUCACAUGGAAAAUAUCACUAGAUCAACUAAUUCCAUAUGAAAAUGAAGCACCAAAAUCCUUUUUAAAAUGUAAAGAUAUUUUAUAUAUAACCGAAACUCAAUCUAAUAAAAGAAGAAUACUUCCAAAAAUCUAUUACAAUCAAAUGUUUGAUGAAAAAGGUGAACCUAUAAAAAAAAAUCUUGCAGGCACUAGAAUUGUUUCUAAAAUUAAAGACGAUUAUGGAAAUGUAAUUUAUUUCAAAUUUAUGCCACAGUUCCCAGGUAUAGAGAUUGCCGUCAAAAUGCUUAGUGACGAACUAUUCAAUUGCAAAUUAACACCAAAUUGUGAACUUGUUUCAAUUGAUUCAAAAAAUAUACCAGUAUUAAUAAGUCAAAAAAUCCCAGGAAAUCCACUAUAUAAAGUAUUAGAAAAAAAACCACAUAUAAUUAAACAAAUAGAUCCAUCAAAUAUUUCUCAACAAUUAAUUUUAGCAAUGAUAAUCAAUAAUGCCGAUGGUAAUUUAGGAAACUAUAUCGUUACGCGAUCUCAUACAAGCAACCCUAUUUACAAAUAUAAAUUAUACUCAAUAGACAAUGACCAGUCUUUUAUGCCAUCAAUGUCUUUUAGAAAAGGAAAUUUACAAUCAGAAACAGCUUUAUUUUUAUUUGAUCAAAUGAACGAUAUGGUUCAUGAAGAUGUAAUCAAAAAUUUUGAAAAUUUAGAAAUGUAUAGUAUUAUAACUCUAUGGUUAAGGAAGCUAUCAACAUAUCAAAACCAAUCAGAUACUCUAUUCAAAUUAAAUAAUAAAUCGAAAAAUAAAGAGUGCAAUACCGAAAUUACAUUUAAUAGCAAAACAGUCCCAGAUUUAUAUACAAAACUAAGGCGUUUACAAAAACUACUAUGUGAAAAUGAACCCAAAACACAUUUAGAUAUAUUAGAUUAUUUAGAACCAGUCAUCUCAUGCAGACACAAACCAUUUUUAAAUCUUAACCGUCCUAUAAAAGAAAGAUAUAACGAAUUGAAUAAAUAUGUUAACCCAUCAGAAUCAAAAGUGUCCAGUUCAAAAAAUCAUACUUCAGAUAUAUUGAAAUCAAGAAUUUAUAAUAAAAAUUCCGUAGUAUCAAAAGUAAUGGUAGAUUUUUUUUAUAAACCAGAAAGUUAUAACCUUCUUCAAGUAAUAAAUGAUUUCAAAUCAUUAGCCACCAAAUUUUUAAGUUUAAGUCUACUUAUACCAGCAAUUGAAAAAAAUCCAAAAUAUAUUAUAUCAAAUUUCGAAUUAGAAAGUUUAUUAGAGGUAGAUUUCAGUGACUAUACCAAACCACAACAAGAUACACUUUUUAGUUUUAUAAAAUCAAAAAAAAUAUCAACCAUUAACAUAAGAAAUAGUAAUUUUCUGUGUUCUGAGGUUUUUAAUUACUUUUAUCACUAUAAAAUAGUAAGUCUUGACCUAAGUGGGUGCAAAAAUUUAAAAAACUUGGGCGGUGGUGCUAUAAUGAAGAUUUUCUUAGUUUUUAAUUCACUAAUUGACCUCAGAGUAGACAAUUGUUCCUCUUUAGAAUCCAUCCAUUUAUACUCUCCAAAUUUAAAAUUUAUAAACUCAAUGGGAUGCAAACAAAUAAAUUCAAUUUUUAUUUAUCCUCCAAAUUCAAGAUAUUUAAAUUUAAAAGGCUCGAUCAAUAUAAAAGAAUUUUCAUUUGAUGUUAAUCUCCAAUUUCUUCAAAACUUCAACAAUACUUUAAUAGAAUAUUUAAAAGUAUUUAAAAAUUCCGAUCUUGUAGAAAGCUUUCACUUUAAAAGAACUUUUAAUUAUUUCGAGAAUUUAGAGUACCUAAAUAUAUCUGAUACACAGUUUAAUACAAUUACACUCAAUUUAAAAAAACUAAAACAACUAGACAUGUUUUCAAUGGAAAAUUUAAAAACUGUAUUUUUAGAAUUAGAAUCAAUCGAAACAAUUAAUUUUGAAGGCUGCAAAUCUUUAAAAGUUAUAUCAACAACAGUAAAAGAUGAAAAAAUUAAUAAUAAUCUAAUUUCAUUUUUAAAUCGUAAAAUCAAAAAAAUCAAAGAAAAAAAAAUAUCACUAAAUCUCAUAGCAGCAAAACAAAUUAAUGAAACCAAAGAACUAGAAUCAAUUAAGGAUUGUUGUUUUUUAAACAACUAUGACGACUACUUUAUCUUGCCAUUAGAAAUCUCAUCCACCCAUUACUACCAGGUAGACGACAAUUUUUCACUUUCCAAUAUACCAACAAAUAUUACCAAAAUCACUCUUUGUGGCAACUUUAAUAAUAAUUUUUAUAAGGGCUCUUUAUCUGACUCGGUUACAAAUCUAUCUUUAUUUAAUAUAAAGGAUCCAUUGGACAAAAUUGUAAUUACCCCAAAUAUUAAAACUCUAUGUUUAGGACAUGGAUUUGAUCAAAUUGUAACACCUGAAAAGAUCCCAUUAACAAUUAAAAAAUUAAAAAUAGGUGAAAUAGUAUAUCCUAUAGAACCUAAACCAGAAAAUAUUCAAUUAUCGUAUUUCAAAAAUAGAUUCAACCCAAAAAACCGAUCUAAUUAUAAAAAAAAACAAUAAACAAAAACUUUUUAAAAAUAC